GUUACCAUUAUGGACCACAGAGAAGGUUGUAGGACAGAGGAGAUCGUGGAGGAUCCAAUGACUGUUCCUCGGAGAAUCAUGGAGGGAUGGACACCCCAACUUCUUGAUGAACUUCCAGAAGCAUUUUCUGGUUGUAGAUGUACUGUGUUGACACUAGUGUUAUGUAUUGGAAACAUUGGUAUCUAGAGUGCAUGACAUUAUCACGUUCAAUAGGGUUCAACACUCAACUUUUUGGUACUAAAUUGGAGGACUCAAGCUUGACAAGUGAGGAAUAUAAGGAGGCAGUUUUGGAAGCUAAAGAGCACAUUCUAGCUGGGGAUAUAUUUCAGAUUGUAUUAAGCCAGCAUUUUGAGAGGCGAACAUUUGCAGACCCAUUUGAAAUUUACCGAGCAUUGAGGAUAGUUAAUCCAAGUCCAUAUAUGACUUAUUUACAGGCUAGAGGCUGUAUUCUGGUUGCUUCAAGUCCAGAAAUUCUAACACGUGUCAAGAAGAAAACGAUCACCAACCGGCCUCUUGCUGGGACAGUUAGAAGAGGAAAAACACCUAAAGAAGAUUUAAUGCUGGAAAAGCUGCUUUUGAAUGAUGAAAAGCAAUGUGCAGAGCAUAUUAUGCUUGUAGACUUGGGAAGGAAUGAUGUUGGGAAGGUCUCAAAACCUGGUUCUGUCAAGGUUGAGGAGCUCAUGAACAUUGAGCGUUAUUCCCAUGUCAUGCACAUAAGUUCAACAGUAACUAUCUCCUUUCGGGUUACUGGAGAGUUACUUGAUGAUUUAACUAGCUGGGAUGUUCUUCGUACUGCGUUGCCUGUUGGGACAGUCAGUGGAGCACUGAAGGUGAAAGCCAUGGAGCUGAUCGAUAAGCUAGAAGUGACUAGACGUGGUCCAUACGAUGGUGGCUUUGGGGGAAUUUCGUUUUCUGGCAACAUGGACAUUGCCCUUGCUCUGAGAACUAUUGUUUUUCCAACUAGCUUUCGGUAUGAUACAAUGUAUUCAUACAAGGACGCAAACAAGCGCAGAGAGUGGGUCGCUCAUCUCCAAGCCGGGGCAGGAAUUGUUGCUGACAGUGAUCCAGCCGAUGAGCAGAGGGAGUGCGAGAACAAAGCUGCUGCUCUUGCGCGCGCUAUUGAUCUGGCGGAGUCGUCAUUCGUUGAUAAUUGAAUGCGUUUUUUGCUCGCAUACAGAAUCUGGUUUGUAAUAUAUCAAGUUUUCCUUGGCAAUUUUAGUCGUGAGUUCAUCUUUUUGUAUGAAUAAUGUGAUUUUGAUAAAAGUGAAGAUCUGAUGUUAGGAA
Malus domestica (apple) is the source of this 1284-nucleotide messenger RNA. Lineage: Eukaryota; Viridiplantae; Streptophyta; Magnoliopsida; Rosales; Rosaceae. The record is from RefSeq and is a predicted model, not a curated record.